GCGGAGGCAGGACGGGCAGUGCCGGGCCGGGAGCCGCGAUGGCAGCCGGAGGAGCGGCGGGGCUGCUGCUGGUUAUGCUGCUGACAAUGCCUGGAACCCGAGCAAAGAACUGUGAAGAGGGAGAGUACUUCCAUGAAGGACACUGCUGUGUAUCUUGUCCAGCAGGUACUUUUGCUGCUGAGCACUGCAGUGCUCCACAUUUGAGAGGAAAAUGUCACCCUUGCAAGGAAGGAGAAAGUUAUACCGCCCACAAGAACGGCUUGGACGAAUGCUUGUCAUGCAGACAGUGCAAAGAUGAUCAAGUAACUGUGAGACCCUGUACCCUGACACACAAUACUGAAUGUGAGUGCAAACAAGGGUAUUUCUGCACUGACAAGAGCUGUGAAAUAUGUCAGAGACACAAUAAAAUGUAUCCGGAAGGCAAAGAAAUCGACCGGAACUGCAAUGCUACUACAGGCCUAGGAUGUGACUUACCGGAUCAAGGAAGCACAGCUCUUUCUUGGGUUAUUCUUCCAAUCAUUUUGGUGGUUGUUAUGGUUUUGCUGUUCUUGGUAUUUAAAAAGUUGAAGUGUGAUAAAGCUGCUUCAGCUGAUAAGUAUGUGAUAGAUCAAAUGUUUCAUCUCAGUUUUGUCUCCUGUUAUUUCUCUAUCUGGUGGUUUCAAGUGUUCUCUUUUCUUCCCCUAGACUGUCUUUGUAGACCUACCUAUGAAACAUCUCUUAAAGCAUGUUAUUAUUCUUUGCAGAAGUCUGAGGGCUGUAGUGAAAGCCUCAUUUUGCCAGAAAGGAAGACACCUGCAUCUGCAAAUAACUCAAUGAACCCAGAGGAUGAGAACUGUGGUGAGAGCCCAGAGAGCCAAGAACAAAUCAAUAUUAACUUGGAAGUAGAAGACACAUCACCAGAGGAAGAUAGUGCACUUACUGAGCAGGGCACCAUCCUGCAUGGGGACUGGAAGCACCGUGUGCUAAGGUGGUUGAGGAGGAUUCCUGAGUCUUCAUUACAAUCAAAACCUGGCCAGAAUUCUGCUUUUCAUCAGAAUAACCUAUCUAAUGUAUCAAGUAUUAGAACACCAGCAAAUUGUGUGGUACGAGAACCAGAGCAUCGAAUAAUUGUUAAAGAUCUCUCUCAAAAAGAACGGAGAGUUUGCUUUGAGGCCUUCAUAAAGGAAGUACCACCAAAAAACUGGAGGCAGCUUAUGAGAACUCAUCUGCAUGACAAUGAUAUUGAUAAAAUUAUUUAUAACUUUCAUAAUGAUAUAGAAGAACAAUCCUAUCAGAUGCUUCUCAUCUGGAGAAACACACUGGGAGAAAAACAGUGCAUUAUUAAGUUACUGAGUGAGUUGAAGCAUAUAGAUAGGAAGGCUUAUGAUAAUGUAGUGAACACUUUAAAAAGUAAUAACAUUAUAAGUAAAGCGGAAGCUACAGAUAAAUGUUUAUGAGGAACUUGAGAAAUGCUCUUGUGUACAUACAUGUGUCUACAAACUUCUGUUAAAUGAGGACAUCAACAAGCUCCAGUAAAAGUGAUGGCAUGGACUUGAUAUCCUCCUCACCUCAUGCGGAGAGCUGGGAGGGAUUUAGCACUGUCGGUGCUUACACGGACUCCGGUUGUGAUAUUCACUAAGGUCUUUUGAGUUGUACAAUAUUGAACUCAGGCGCCGGAUGCCUGCUUGGGAGCGAGGGGCUCUUGCUUCCCUUUGUGUGUGUGGCAGUGCCGUGCUGUCCUAGCCUGUCUGGCGGGAACAAAGAGGCUGCUGCUGCUUUUGAGAGUAUGUGUGCUUUGGUUUCUUCGUACCGUUUUGUUUUGUAUCGGUCUGCUUAGCACCGUUGUGUUCGAAGCACGGCAAUAAAAGCCUGGUUGAGAGAGAA
This is a messenger RNA of Lepidothrix coronata (blue-crowned manakin), 1863 nucleotides long. RefSeq lists its product as uncharacterized. Gene Ontology annotation, cellular component: cell surface; plasma membrane. The transcript is spliced from 10 exons. Lineage: Eukaryota; Metazoa; Chordata; Aves; Passeriformes; Pipridae. The record is from RefSeq and is a predicted model, not a curated record. Gene Ontology annotation, biological process: TRAIL-activated apoptotic signaling pathway; positive regulation of apoptotic process; apoptotic process. Gene Ontology annotation, molecular function: transmembrane signaling receptor activity; protein binding. Bases 39 to 1436 code for a protein of 465 amino acids.